Molecule: messenger RNA, 2199 nt
Organism: Penicillium angulare
Lineage: Eukaryota; Fungi; Ascomycota; Eurotiomycetes; Eurotiales; Aspergillaceae
Exons: 3
Coding region: 1-2199 (732 amino acids)
Source: RefSeq, a predicted model, not a curated record
AUGGGGAGAUCGGAGCCUCCAUUCCUUUACGAUCGCCCAAACGCAUAUCGCUUCUAUGGACCGACAGACCCUGAAUUUGACCCAAAGGCCGUGACGCAAGCGAGCCGGACUCCUGCGUCUCCCAGACAGCGGCCCAAUGGGCCACUGGUCACUUUCAAUAGACAUCCAGACACAUGGGAGACUUUGAAUGAAAAGAAGCCAACAUGGACGCCAAUGAGCCCUCGAACAAAAAGCUGGGUCAAAGGUGUGAGGGCAACGCAGCUGUUUGUGCGCUCUGUUACGCUCCUUGGUGCGCUUGCAUCUCUUUUCUGUGGCAUCGUUGUCACAAAAGCCGGGACAACGGUUAUCUGGAUUAUCAGAGCGGGGCCGAUUGUUGCGAUUUUGCAUACACUUUACGCGAUUUAUCAUCUUUUCCGUUCUCCAGUCACGCGCCCUCCGGCUUCCCAGGCUAGUUAUGGAGUGUUCGCUGGCGUUUUAGAUGCUGGCUUGAUACCGUUCUACGUGUUUACAGCAUUUAUGGCUAACCGGGACUACUGGGAUGCGACGGGCGAGUACGACUGGAGCACUUUAAUCGGCGGUGACGAAGUCGCCCUCGAUAUCGUCGAGGCUAUGUUUAUUUGCGGUAUUGUCAACAGCGGACUGCAUCUUGUUUCCUUCUGUCUUUCCAUUUUCCUGGCAAUUGUCUUCAAAAAGAUUGCGCAGUUGCCUCCUGACAUGAACCCACUGGAGGAUAACUUGACAGCGCGUCCACGCAGAGGCUUCCGCAAGAUCGAUACAGACGAGAAGCAUAUGAGCUCAUCGACCUUGCAUUCAAAUACCGAGGACCCACUCAUGGGCUCGCCCCGCACUCUCGCAUUCAUGCAUACUCGUAACGAGUCUUUUGGAGGUGAAACCAUUCGAGGUUCCGUGGACUUGAGCAACGAGAAGCCCCAGCCUCAAAUACAUGUCCAACACCCACACCGUCUCUCCCAUUUGGAGCCAGCAAGCCCAGAUAACUACUUUGAUCUCAACGUUGACCAUGAAUUCGAUUUCGCCUCAACCGACCCUACCCCAGAGUAUCGCAAUGUGCCUGCGCGAUCGCCAAACAUCGUGGAGCCAGAGACUCAUACUCGUCAACUGGCUUCUCGUACUGCGAACAGAUCCGACUCUGUGAGCCCUAUAUCCAACAACUGGGUUGCGUAUCCAGAACGUGACGGAUCACCCAUCAGCGAUGUGCAAAGCCAAACUGGUCAGAAUAACAAUAAUGCCCUCCGUCAAUCCUCUUCGGUCUAUAGUCGACGAACAGAUAAAUCCGCAACAUCAACAGGUAGUGGAAUCCGUGACUGGUUCGCUUACGCCCCAAAGAACGCCCCAAGCAUCGGAAGCGCAAUUGUCGAAGAUACCCGUGGAGAGUAUGCAUCUCUGGCAGCGCACGAGUACUACGGAAAUGGGGAAGAUAAAGAGCAAGACCUCGGAGAUCAACAACGCUUCAAUGUCUUCCCCGACCCAGCAGAGCAUGAUCAUGAUAACGACGAUGGGCCGGCUGACGGCCUCCCAUUCAACCCUCUGAUGCUAAACCCACCUACACCGCAACCCAACUUGACUGAAACGCAAGAGAAUACCGACCCCGUUCGCCGCAGUCCACUCGGCGAUAACCCCAAUUUCUCUCAGAACCAAAAGGCACGCGGCUUUGUUCCGCAUGAAGAUCCCGAUUUCUCUCCAUCCUCCAAGAACGUGCUCCACGGUGACUUUGAUUUCGAAGAAGACAACCCCAAUCUUACUAUACGCGACGUAAAUGACCAAGAAGAUAUGAAGCGGAAACCAUCAAAGCUUACUAAGAAGCGCAGCAAAAAGCUAUCUGCCUAUCAAUCUUUGAAAAAGGAUGACAGUGACGAUGAAGGAUACCUCAGUGCUCGUGUGCCUUCCUCGCCCGCAAUCCAGGAGAGAGAUCGCAAGGGCCGUGUCGUUAGCAACUCCGGUGCUGACACAGCUCGAUCAGGUCUUGUCAGUGGAGUCGGUGCUUCUCUGUCUUCAUACGGAAGCUAUAUUGCUGGACUAGGUGUUGGACGGCGCCGCGACGUAAGUGGUAAAGUUGCUGAAGAGGGACGCGGAGGAAAGAGUGUCGAGGUUCGACCUGCUGCUAGUGCUAACCCCAGUCCGAACCAAAGUCCUGCUGGUCCUGCUCGGGCUGCUGGAUGGGCACGGUUUGCGGGGCUGUGA